Phyllostomus hastatus (greater spear-nosed bat) is the source of this 1846-nucleotide messenger RNA. RefSeq names its product phorbol-12-myristate-13-acetate-induced protein 1 (gene PMAIP1). The transcript has 2 exons. Gene Ontology annotation, cellular component: mitochondrion. The record is from RefSeq and is a predicted model, not a curated record. NCBI's taxonomy places the organism in Eukaryota, Metazoa, Chordata, Mammalia, Chiroptera, Phyllostomidae. Gene Ontology annotation, biological process: DNA damage response; release of cytochrome c from mitochondria; apoptotic process. Bases 134 to 298 code for a protein of 54 amino acids.
GGUUCUAGGGCGCGUACGAAGUCUUUUCUCCAUCCCGAUCCCGCCUGACCGCCCCGCUCCCAGCUCGCCUCUUGCAGACUCAAGGUUGGGGGACUGAGUUUUCCGGGGUUCUGCAGCCGAGUUCCCGCCAGAGAUGCCUGGAAAGAAAGCGCGUAAGAACGCGCAGCCGAGCCCUACGCGGGCCCCGGCAGAGGCCGAAGUUGAGUGUGCUCUUCAGUUAAGGAGAAUUGGAGACAAACUGAAUUUCCGGCAGAAACUUCUAAAUCUGAUAUCCAAGCUCUUCCACCUAGGAACCUGACUGCUUCAGAAGCCUUCUAAGGAGGAGACUUCUUUCAAACAGGAUUCGCCACAUUUCCUCUGUUGCAGGAGGGAUUGCCUUAUUAUAGAGAAGAAUGCGAAGGAGCUCUCAGUUGCUUUCUGAUGCCCUUGUUAAAUGAAGACAGAAUUCGUCUCAGAAGUCAUUCUUUGGGAUGUCUGACCAUUAUAAAAAAACUGCUUCGUUUAUUUUAAAGCAAGGAUGGAGGAGCAUUGACAAUAUGGAAUGAAUUGUUUAUAGAUUUUGUUUCUGCUUAGAGAAUUGUUCUGUUACUUUUGGGAAGGUUGAUGUCCAGCCUAGUGUAAGAGGAGUUCAUAAAUGACUGGCGUGUGGGUGGGGGCCAAGAAAUGGAGUAUGUUGGGUGUUUGUCUACUUUGGGUGACAGCUCCAGGACGAUGUAUACUAUUGGGCUGAUACAUAUUAUCUUGUUCACAGUAAACAUUUCAUGGGAGAACACUGACUGUCACAGUGAAUGUUGAUGUGAUAGGUCACUACAACGUGUAAAAUAAUUAUGUAAUUUGUUUCUUUUGACUCAAAAUGUAUUGCUUCUGUUCAAAUAACCUUUCAUGAAGUGUUUUCCUUUUGGGUUGAAUAGGAAAGUGUGUAAUUUGAAAAAAUUUGACCAAAGUGUUACUUGAUGCCAGUAAAAUUCUCACAGGUUCAAUAUUAAAAGAUAAAAAGCAUGGGGAUAUUGGAUAACCAUGGUGAAUUUAAAAAAGUGAAUUGGACUUUUUACUGCUAUAAUUAACUUAGUAAAACAAAUCUUCAAAAGUAACUAAGAAAAUGUUUCUGAAGAAGUUUCUAGAAUCUGUAAAAUGCUGUUUUUCAUACUCAUCAGUGUGUACUGUAUAAAAACUGGGUUUUUUUAAGAGAAAUUAAGCACGUCUUCAUAAUUGGGGUACACUUUAAAAGAUGUUUAUGUUUACUUACAGUUUACAUUCAGUUUUAUUUUGUAUUAGUUUCAGGUGUAUAUGAUAUACUUUUUUUAAAAAAGAGUAAUAGAUAGAUCCCAUAUAUAUACAUGAGAUUUUCAUUCUGGGUAAGGAGUAUAUAUAAAAUUUGCAUUAAAGUAAAAUGUAGAUUUAGAGAAGGGUUUCAGUCAUUUCAUUUUUUAAAAAGAAAGUCCCCAGAUAUAUAUUACAACAUGAUUGCAUUUCAACAAGAAUAAUCUUAUUUAUUUUACCUAUUUAUAAUUAAAAUAUUUUUUGUUAAGUUUAAAAAUUUCUAGUAGUUACAGUUUCAGGUCAUGAAACAAAGUUUUUGUUAUUUUUUAAAGACGUGUUUUAUAACUACUUGAACUUCUACGUUAAGAAUGUUUUAAUAUAGGCCAGUGAUUUUCAACCUUUUCCAUUUCAUGGCUCACAUAAACUAAUGACCAAAAUGACUAAAUGACUAAUGACUGUAGCACAUCCAAAAAUACAUAUUUUUUGCUGAUCUGACAAAAAAAAUAGGUAUACUUUUGAGUCAUUCAACUGGACAGCUAUUGUUGUGUGGGCUGUUGUAAUUUUUUUACUUGACAAUCUGAGGGAA